Molecule: messenger RNA, 972 nt
Organism: Ilex paraguariensis (yerba mate)
Lineage: Eukaryota; Viridiplantae; Streptophyta; Magnoliopsida; Aquifoliales; Aquifoliaceae
Source: the annotation of a GenBank genome assembly
AUGGCUUAUCUCGCCUGCAAUCCCAUUAAAAACCAGUGGUUAUCACUACAUAAACCAAGCUUGCGAUGUAUAGCUCUAGCAGUUGGCUUUUCGUGUUCAGAGGAUGACAUUGUGAGUUUUAAAGUCAUUCGGGCUUAUAUUAGACUCCCACAAUUUGAAGAUAACAAGCUGCAGAUUGAAACUUUCUCUUCCCAAACUGGCAAGUGGAAAAAAUCUCAGCUUUCUUUUCCAUUCAAGUUUUCUUUGAUUCCAUACACGAAGUGCGACGUGAUGGGAGGGAUUUUUUACUGGCGAGCCAAGGGAGAUGUUGUGGCUGCUUACGAUCCUGGAAUGGGAAAAAAUCAUGUAUGGUUGAUGAGAUUGCCGACUACUGGUUUGAAUGGGAUAGUUAGAGCUAUGGGGCUGACACAUGAUGCGUUGCUGCAGUGUGCACUCUCAGAUCCCGAUAGAUUGGAGGUCUGGAUUUUGAAGAAGAAGACAUCGCAGUAUAGUCUUUCCAGCAUUAUACCUCGCACCGAAUGGGUCUUAAUAUAUGCUUUUAACCCUGAAGACUUCUUGUUGCCGGUUUCAGACACCAAAAGAAACAAACUGGGGGAGAUUUUCUAUCAGCAACCUCCUCCUCCUGGUUUUCCACAACGUCCUUUUAUGUCAGGUUUCCGUCCUCAAGAUUCACGGAUUGUCUAUCUUCGACUGGAUGUUGUGAUCUUCAGCUACAAUUCAGAGACUAAACACGUAGAGGUCGUUCAUUAUCAUGGAACUAGCUAUCCAAGCUGUUUUUACGACUUAUUCCCUUAUGUCCAACCAGUUUGGCCUCCUUCCUUACCUCAUUUACCAUUCCAAUCAUGUCCCAUUGAAUUUGGACCAUCCGUGCAACCACCUGCACACCCAGCAGGCAUCCCUUUGGUGGCUUUAAUUUUAGAUCUCAAGUUAUUGGCCACAGAAAUUGUGCGUUCCAAACUACCGGCUCAUUAA